CUUUUUCAUCAACCAAUUUGGAAUCUUUAGAAACAACGCCUGCAAUAUUUGAACAAACAACAUUCUUCGUCACUUCUUCAACUACACCUGAAGCUACAUCAACUACAGCAACAACAGAGAUGACCACACCUUAUAAACAAGAAAGCACAGAAGCAAUACUUUCAACUACUCCAACUACAGAAAAUGUUGCAACAGCAACCACUUCUUCAUCAACCAAAGUCAAACUGGUAGAAACAACGCCUGCAAUAUUUGAACAAACAACAUUCUUCGUCACUUCUUCAAAUACAGCUGAAGCUACAUCAUCUACAGAAACCACAGAGAAGACCACACUUUAUAUAUCAGAAAGCACAGAAACAAUAUUUUCAUCUACUCCAACUACACCCAAUGUUGAAACAGCAACCACGUCUUCAUCAACCAUAUUUGUACCUACAACAGCUGAAACAACUUUAGUCACAGCAACAGCAGAGAUC
Oryzias latipes (Japanese medaka) is the source of this 470-nucleotide messenger RNA. NCBI's taxonomy places the organism in Eukaryota, Metazoa, Chordata, Actinopteri, Beloniformes, Adrianichthyidae. The record is from RefSeq and is a predicted model, not a curated record.